UUUGCUCCUUUAUGUUGAUGACAUAAUUCCGACCAAAUCAUCCCCGCCAUUGAAAAACCACCUAAUGACAAGAUUAUCUGCAGAGGUUUCAAUGUAAGAUUUGGGCCCUCUAUGCUAUCUUUUGGGCAUUGUGGUUACUCGAAUGCCAACUGGCCUCUUUUUAUCUCAACAAAAGCAUGCUCACAAUAUCCUCCAUUGUGCUAAGAUGGCUGAUUGCAAUCCUGUUCACACACCAAUUGACACAACCGGCAAGUUCUCCAUAUAUGCUGGUGAGUUAAUCAAAGAUCCAACUACAUAUCGAAGUUUGGCAAGGGCGCUGAUAUAUAUCCGGGAGCAUGCCCAAAGACUCUCCGUAGCCCGCCAAGGGAAAGACAGAUCAGGGGAAUAAAGCCCAAGUGUGGUGACAUUAAUUGGGUUGAAACUUCUCCAUUUUCCUGUCUUAGAACCCAACCCAACACCAUGGUUGUCCUACACCCACCCUAGGCUGAGCCCACACUCUCCAUACCUUCCCUAAACAUCCAAAAUAUUUCCUUUUCAAAAUAAAGUUUUCCUACUCCUAUUUUAGGCCCUGGCCGAAAAUAAGAGUGUGUAAACCACAACCUUUGUUUGUUGUUAUUUUCUUUCUUUUAAACCUUUUAAUAAACAAAUAAAACCUUCUAUCCUUUUCUAUAAAUCCCAGGCCAAAUA
This is a messenger RNA of Cuscuta campestris, 687 nucleotides long. The record is from the annotation of a GenBank genome assembly. NCBI's taxonomy places the organism in Eukaryota, Viridiplantae, Streptophyta, Magnoliopsida, Solanales, Convolvulaceae.